Molecule: messenger RNA, 1572 nt
Organism: Malania oleifera
Lineage: Eukaryota; Viridiplantae; Streptophyta; Magnoliopsida; Santalales; Ximeniaceae
Product: dihydroflavonol 4-reductase-like
Exons: 6
Coding region: 419-1513 (364 amino acids)
Biological process (GO): anthocyanin-containing compound biosynthetic process
Molecular function (GO): dihydroflavanol 4-reductase activity
Source: RefSeq, a predicted model, not a curated record
AAAUUAAAAUUUAAGACUUAAAAAUGAAGCAGCGGCAGGGAAGGGAAAAUGAGAUAAGCAGUGGCCAGUAGGGAUAUCCAUUGACCAGUCAGGGAAGACUGCAAGCAGAUCCUGAAGUUAAGCUGCACUAAACAUUUAAAAUAAUCAGAGCCUUCACGGCGACGCCAUUGACUCUGGACCCCUACUCAGAAAUAUAUUUCAACAUGCCGUCGACCUCCACGCCAUCGCCAUCAACCCUGCUCAUCUCCAUUUGUUGAAUUUUCCGAGACGACGCACUCUCAGUCUUCCAAUACUCACAAAAAAACAAUAUAAAAUUAUGGUCGACGGAGUCAUCGCUCUUGCAUGUGUACUUUUCAAUUGAAGUUUCGCAGCAAGGCCGCUAGUUAAUUUAGAAUUUCAGACUAUAUAUAAAUCAUACAUGUCCGGCGUUUGGGAUAGAUCAAGCGGGGAUCGAUCGCUAUCAGAUCUAAAGACAGAGAGAAGAAGGAUGGAAGAAGAGAAGACGGUGUGCGUGACAGGGGCCUCUGGGUUCAUAGCCUCGUGGCUCGUCAAGUUGCUCCUGGAGCGGGGCUACCAUGUCAGAGCCGUGGUGCGAGAUCCCGAGAACGCGGAGAAGGUGAAGCAUCUGGUGGAUCUGCCGGACGCGAAGGCGCGGCUGAGCCUGUGGAAAGGGGAUCUCGCGGUGGAAGGGAGCUAUGACGACGCCGUUCUGGGAUGCGUCGGCGUCUUCCAUCUCGCCACGCCGAUGGGUUUCAACAGUUCCACCGAUCCAGAGAACGAAAUAAUAAAGCCGACGGUGGAUGGGGUGCUGAACGUGCUGAGGUCGUGCUGCAAGGCCAAGAGUACAUUGAAAAGAGUGGUGUACACCUCCAGCAUGGCAGCGGUGGCCGUUAAUAAGCCGCCGCCGCCGGCCGAGUACGACGAGAGCUUCUGGACCAACGUUGACGUGUGCAGGGCCGUCAAGAUGGGCGGUUGGUCAUACUUCGCGGCAAAGACACUUGGGGAGAAAGCAGCGUGGGAAUUCGCGAAGGAGAAUGGGGUGGACCUGGUGGCGAUCCAGCCCCCCGUUGUGAUGGGCCCAUUUCUCACUCCCUACAGGACCCCCAGCGCUGGAAUUGCCCUCUCCCUCCUCACUCGAAACACUACCGCAUACCCACUGCUGAUGCGAUCGAGAGCCGUCCAUUUGGACGACGUGUGCAACGCUCACAUCUUGCUGUUCGAGCACCCGCAGGCAGAGGGCAGAUUCCUCUGCUCCUCUCACACCUUCACCAUCCUCGACCUCGCCAAAUAUCUCAAGCAAAAAUAUCCCGAGUACAAUAUUCCCACCCAAUUCGAGGGUAUUGAUGAGUCUACGAAGUCGAUUCCGUGCUCCACAAAGAAGCUGAAGGAGUUAGGGUUCAAAUUCAAGUACACCGAAGAAGAGUGCCAUGUCGGGGUUCUAUUUGACGAGGCCAUCAAUUGUUGCAGGGAGAAAGGCCUUCUGCCGCCGCCCAGUGCUAACCCUGUCCAGUAAAGUCACUGCUAAUGUUAUCCGGCAAUAAAGCGUCUCCAAUGAUAUUGUUCCUUUCUGUA